Molecule: messenger RNA, 2147 nt
Organism: Phaeodactylum tricornutum CCAP 1055/1
Lineage: Eukaryota; Bacillariophyta; Bacillariophyceae; Surirellales; Neidiaceae
Exons: 1
Coding region: 287-1186 (299 amino acids)
Source: RefSeq, a predicted model, not a curated record
CUUACUGGCCCUUCUAUUUUCUUAUCAUUAUUUUGGAAAUUGUGGACUGCCAGUGAUGUGAAUCACGACCAUGCUAAAUUUUUGCGACUACUGCGUUUCCGGUCGUGGAAAGGGAUUUCUCGUUUCCUGUCCGGAAGCCUCGUAACUUUUUGCGUCUCCGCGAGAAAUGCACUUUUUCGUAACCGGUAUGUUCGGUCCCAGCAGUGUGACUGUGACCAGUACACGAGUUGGACAGUGAUUUCGAUUCCAGUUUGUCGGAUACGAACAAGGGACUGUCGUCCUUAUUAUGCGGUACAGUCUACGCUGCCGAUGCGUUCCGCAACCAACAAUGGUGGUCUGGAUGUUGGCUGGCUGGACCGGGACGAACGCUGUACUUGCAGGCAGCAGGGCGAGUCGCCUCCACCGGGAUACCUUUCGUCAGGCACGUUCUCCUUUUCUACGGUCGACCGAGAAUGCUGGGAAUGUUGUUGCACCAGUCCGGCGACGAAAGCUGCGACACAGCAACACACUAAUCAAGAAAAAGGACGACUCGCCGAGCGACGAUGCUCCGCCCACUGUCGCCCCGGUGAUUCUAGAUAGUUGGGAAAUGGUUGCCGAAGGAAACUUGUUGCCCGGCGACUCCGUCAUCCCUCCGCAAGAAGAAAGAAUUGUACUUGGAAAGACCGUUCCCGACGCUGACGAGAGAACCGAGACAACUUCGACAUCCACGCCAGUGUCCGAGGAAACGAGACUCGAAAUGGAGACCGGCGCCGAACUCACCAAAGUGACGUCGGAAACUGCCGAUACCCAAACACAAAUUAAACGUGUUGUGGAAAAGAGCGAGCAGCCAGAGAUGGCCAGUGCCGACACUUUGACGGUAGAGGAUCCUACCGCCCUCGUUGGCAACGACGACAAUGAUAGUCGGAGCGUCAGCGUGACUAUCCUUUUGUGGGCCACAAUAUUUGUGGCCUUGGGAGUGUCCGCCGCGAUUCUCGUCAAGAUUUUUACAAUAUGCCGAGAAGAAAGUCGAAGUACAUACCAAGACGACGAUGAGGAUGACGGUACAACGGCGACCAAGGCAAGUUCCAAUACUACGAGAACGGACGAUAACCAGGACACGACCGAACUUAGCCUCCUAGAGGACGGAGCGGAUGACGCCUUGCGCAUUCUGGAAAUACCGACGCGGCAUUGCGCAGAUUCUUGCUGAAGCUUCGGCUUGAGAAUACCAGCUAGUGGGUCAGCUUGGUACGGUAAAUUAAGGUCGAUCGAACCACUGAAUCAAUGAUUGAUGAUGUUGCCUAUUGUCUUUCGCCAACUGGGCGGUGCUGCCGUCCUCUUCUACGCCAGGAUUGCAAACAACCACCAACGAAAACGGUAGCCGGGCCCAGCGAUCUGAUCGAGGCUUGCUGCAGGGAUCCAUCCCUUUGGUCUGCUCUUUCCACUCUUCUUCUCGCCAACUGUAACUUUCCGAAGUCAAUGCAUUGAUUGUUCUGAAUGAUGCACGCCAGCACGCUUGGCCCUUGUUUUUUCAAAUUUUGAAUCGGCUUUGACUCAAUCCCGUCCAAACGGUUGGAAAUUUUUUCACUGUCAGAUGUGACUGUAAAUGAGGAGCCAACAAUGAAACGUAACAGAUGUUCAUGGUCAGACAAACACACACAACCGAACAGUAAGCCAGAUUCAAGGGAGGUACCAUCAACAUUCUACAAGGAGACAAUGCAUGUGUUAACGGAUCUGCUCCCAAACGUGGCGGCAAGCACACGCAAGUUGAUAGCAAGAAAUUCAUACCUAUUAAUGUAACUUGAACAGCGAAACAAAUAUGUGCACAUACUUUAUCUCGUUGGCGUGUCUUACGACAGCGCUAUGGGACAUGGUUUUUGCUCAUGGUCAGCUCAGAACCAAAUUAUGCCGCGAGAGAACCACGGAAAAAAAGCAACGACCAACAGAACACUCGAGACUGCCAAAAGCCGGUGGCACUUCAUUCGUUCGGUCAAUCUGCCCGGAGAACCACUUUGCACGUCACGUUCUGGGCAAAGAGUGCUAGAGGCGUCGCGAGUUCGACGGUGGUACCUGUCUCCCUCCCUGUGCCAUUCCUUUCUGUCACUGGUAGUGGGAACACCGCUUCCCUCUUCUGGUGCCCGUAAACUUCGAGCCCAGCAACGAAUUACUGU